Soboliphyme baturini is the source of this 5895-nucleotide messenger RNA. NCBI's taxonomy places the organism in Eukaryota, Metazoa, Nematoda, Enoplea, Dioctophymatida, Soboliphymatidae. The record is from the annotation of a GenBank genome assembly.
AUGUCCAACAUUUAUGCUGUCAAUCGGAUAAACACUAGGCUGAAAAAUGGGCAAGCCUUCCAGUUCAAUGGUCGGUCGUCCGCGAGGGCAAACGUCGACGGUGUCUGCACGUUGACCAUUCAAAAAGCGUCACACGAGGAAAGCGCUCUUUUCGCUUGCGUGGUAACGGAUGCCGGUGAAACUGCCAAAACCGAGGCUGAGGUGAUAGUCAUGGAAAAAGAAGAGCUUGAAAGAAUACAAUUCACAAAGAAACUGGUUGACCAAACCGUUCCCAAGAGUAGUCAGUUGGUGCUGGAAAUCGCGGUCGAUAGACAGCCCAAAGAAGUCAAAUGGUUAAGCGUCAAGACUUAUCGCUUAACAAUUAAUGACACUCAACCUGAUGACAGUGGAUUUUAUCACGUCAAAGUGUCUGACGAUGCUGGAGUGAGUGAAAGUAAAGCCAACAUCGUGGUGGAAGAUACAGCAGCUUAUCCGCCGUUGAGGAUUAUCAAAGGCCUGAACGACACAAGAGUCAAUGCAGGUUCUAAGGUGAUACUCGAGAUUGAAACAGAAGGUCAACCGUCGACCGUUAAAUGGUACAAAGGCUCCAAUGAAAUUGUCGAGCACAAAGGCAGAAUAAUGGAAAAGAUCUCCUCCACGCGGUACCGACUUACUCUGCUGAACGUGCAGACAUCCGAUGAAGACACGUAUAAGGAUGGUCACAAAAUUGAUGAAUGUGCAAAAUUUACUAUGCGACAGUUGACCGAUGGACAGUACGCUCUGAUCAUUUCGAAACCGAGCGAAAACGACGAAGGAACAUACACGUUUACAGCACAGAAUGAGGAAUAUUCAAUUUCGUCACAAGCGGCGCUGAAGGUUCUUAGAAAAGAAGAGGUACCAAAAGAAGUUCCAGAAGUGGCGCUUGCUGUAUUGAAAGAUUUGGAAGACCUCUACGUUCCGGACGGAGGAAAGGCUGUACUGGAAGUUGUCCUAAACAAACAACCAAAGGUCGUCAAAUGGUACAGAAACGGUCAAGAGCUAAUCGACCGGAAGAACACGGCCCUGCUAGCAGAGGAUGCCAAAUGCUCCUUGAUCAUUUCAAACGUUACAACCAGUGACAUUGGCACUUAUAAAUUUGUUGCGUUGGAUACACAAGGAAAAGAAGUUGUGUCAGAAGCGAAGUUAUUCCUUAAAGAGCCUGGUGAGAAAUGCAAGUUUAUCAAGGAACUCGAAGAUCAGACAGUUCCAAUCGGUGUCAGUCUCGUCCUUGACAUCGAAGUUGACAAGGCACCAAAGUCAAAUUUCUGUGAUAUAUGCCUAAUCGAAAUUCAAAGGUACAAAGCAGGCGAUAAAAUGCAGCCGAGUGACCGAGUGACCAUUGAAAAGCUUUCGGACAGGAAGUAUCGCUUGGUGGUCAAGGAUGUUCAGCCUGAGGAUGCCGGAACUUAUCGCGUUGAAGUAGAGGACGAACGCAUCACUCUUGAAAGCCAGGCAAAAGUCACAGUUCAAGGUACGGCGUCUGUCGUUGCACCUGCGUUCAGUGCUGUUUUAGAAGUGGCCAAGUCGAAGAAACUGCGCAUUGUUAAAGGACUAGAAGAUCAAACAGCCAAACUAAACUCCAACGUUGUCCUGCAGCUUGAAGUCGAGGGACUUCCUGAAUCCGUGAAAUGGUACAAGGGAACGGAGAAGAUAUCCGACAGCAGAUUAAUCCCGAAAAGGGUUGACGACUCUCAUUAUAUACUGACUAUUCACAAUUUCGAAAUCAGCGAUGCCGGCGUUUUCUCAGUUUUUGUAUCUGAUGGAAAGGUUUCAUUAAGUAGUCAAGCGACCGUGACGCCUGAAGUACCAGAACCAAAGCUGCUGAAGGUUUUGGAAGAUCUUGAGAACGUCGAAUCAGAAUCCGGAAAGGACGUGUCAUUUGUCGUAAAGAUUGAAGGCGUGCCAGAUACAAACGGUGAGAAACUGGAAGACAGCGCCAAAUAUGCUUACAGACAGACCGACGGGGGUCUGUUUCUUUUGCUCCUAUCAAAGGUAGACGAAGACGACGAAGGGGUGUACUCGUUCAAAGCUGAAACCGCAAGUUCUUCCGCUAAAUCCCAAGCUUGUCUGAAAAUCAAAAAGCCUGGCGAAGAAGAACUCAGACUGGAGGAGGAGUUGAAAAUCACCAAAAUGUUAGAAAACGCGUCGGUGAUCGAAGGCGGAACAAUCGAUUUCAUUGUUCAUUUGAACAAGGAACCCAAAGAAAUUAAAUGGUAUCGAAAUGGUCAGCUGCUUUCUCCAACUGAAAAAAUGCGAAUGCGUCACGCUGAAAACAAGUACACCCUGGCCAUUACUGUAGCAGAAAUCGAAGAUGCGGGAACGUAUAAAUUCGAGGCUUUCGAUGGCGUCAAAGUCGUAUCUUCAGAAGCAGAAGCAACGGUUGAAGCAGCCAUACAAGCGCCACAGCUUGUUAAGGAAUUGUCUAAUAUUUCCUGCGAGGUUGGAGACGAGGCUGUGUUUGAAGCAGUGAUAAAGGGUGAUGUGAAAUCGAUUAAAUGGUUUGGCUUUACUGCGGUGUACAAAAACGGCUCAGAAAUUUCCCCGUCGGCGAAGGUCGGCUUCGAAGUUGUCGGAGAGGGCCGGUGCCUCCUGCGUCUGAAAGACGUCAGCGAAGCGUCGGCUGGCUUGUACAGAGUUAUGGUGUCCAACGAUGCUGGGUUCAAGGAUGAUACCCCGCUGCCUGUCGACAUGUGUCGAGCGACCGUCGCCGGAACGAAAAGCAUUUACGAAGUGGCUCUGCCUCAUGCUGGUCUUGAAGUAGCUGGCGCUUACAAGGCAGUAGCGAGUAACGAAAGUUCAUCAUUAACUUCUAACGCCUCCGUAACCAUUAAAGGUUCACCUCCAAUUUUCAAACGCUCGCUGUACGAUCGCAGAAUUCCUUUCAAGGCGAAGAUCAUUCUAGAAGUCGAAGUAGACAAAAAGCCGAAAACGGUCAAAUGGUACAAAGACGGCAAGCCGUUGAAAGAAAACGACCGCGUUUACACAGUAGCCGCUGAGGAUACCGUCUUUCAGUUGAUGAUCCUUGAGUGCAGAAGGCAUGACGCUGCCAGUUACAAAGUUGAAGUUUCAAACGACUUUGGCAGCUCUGUCAGUGAAGGCAAACUUGUGCUCGAUGAAUCUGAAGCUGCUAAGGAAGGCAAAGCUUUGAAGAUCGUAACGCCACUUAGUGAAGUAACUGCAGAGGAAGACGACAAAGUGUCACUUCUCGUUGGCGUCGAAGGAAAUCCUUCUACCAUUAAAUGGUCGGGCACACGGGUUAUGUACAAAAACGGUCGUGAAAUAAAGGACACGCCAAGCUGCUAUGCGAAGAAAUGUGACAACUAUACUUAUAAGCUCAUAUUCCCUAAAUGCAGUAAAGACGACGAAGGGUUGUACCUUGUCCAACUGUCGAACGACUCUGGCUCAGUCAGCAGUGAAGCACGGUUGAAUCUGCACGGUUCGUGGGGAACCAUUCCCUCGUCUUACGUGUUGAAGAUCAUUAAGAGUCAGAAGGAUGAUGCCGGAGCCUACAUGUGCAUGGCUCAAAAUAUAUACGGCAGCGACAAAACAGAGUGUACAUUAAUGGUCAAAGGAAAACCGGGCGAACAGGAGGAAGGAACUCCACCAGAAUUUGUCAAACCCAUGCGUUCCAAGACUGUGUUCGAAGGUGAAGAUAUGGUCAUUGAGGUAUGCGUGGUGAGUGCAAAUAUUUCCAUACUCAGGUUCAUCAAUAACAGAGAGAUACUGCCAUCUGAUCGGAUAGUGGGAAAAAUUGAGUGCAUUUCAGACGAAGUGUUCUUUCGUCUACGCAUUAAAAAUGCACAGCUGUCGGAUACUGGCAUGUACAAAUGUGUGGCAACGAACAUUUUUGGAAGUGCCUCCAGCGAAGGAAAGAUUACAGUUGAAGCGCUGAAGCCAUCUGAACGAUCUCCUCCAAAAUUCAUCAUUCCAUUGAGAGACACUAGUGUAUACGAGGGCAAAGACCUGGUGGUAGAAGUGAAAGUACGUGGCUCGCCGGUUCCAAGACUGACUUGGUUUAAAAACGGCAUUGAAAUCGUUCCGUCUGACCGAGUGCGAAUCGAAGAACUGGGAGGCAAAACUUGGAGUCUAACUAUCAUCAACACACAGCCUGAUGAUGCUGGAUAUUAUGAAUGCAAGGCACAGAACGUUGCCGGUACAGACGAGAGUAACGCUUAUUUCACCGUCAAACCCUCUUUGGAACGACAAAUCCAGGACACGUCGAAGUACGCACCCGUGUUUAACGUUCCUCUUCACGAUCGAAUUAUUCCGGAAGGAUCAACGAUGACAGUUGAAUGUUUUGUAGAUGCAAAGCCACGAGCAACAAUAAAAUGGUUCAAGGACAAUAUUCCUCUGGACGAAAAUGACCACGUCCAUAUCGAAACUUACUCUGAUGGAAAGUGCCGACUGUCGGUGUUGAAUUUCAGCAUAAACGACGUUGGCUGCUAUCAGUGUAUGGCGCAAAACGAAGUCGGCUCAGCCUCCACAUCGGCUCUUUUAUCGGUUGACAUUAAACGUGAAAAAGAAAAGUAUCCACGAGCAGAACAUGCGCCUCGGUUCAUCAGGUACCUCUCUGACCAGAAGGUUGAUGAAACCGCUGACGUAAAGCUGACUUGUCAAGUGUCCGGUGUUCCCAUCCCAGAAAUCAGAUGGUAUAAGGAUGGAAUACCACUGGCGGCCACUUCCAAAAGAAGAAUAGAAAUGUUCGAAGACGGUACAUGUUCAAUGGAAAUAACUGGCGUUAGGGCAGAAGACGUCGGAGCUUAUCGAUGUGUCGCUAGCAAUAUUCAUGGUUCAGCCAGCACCGCAUGUACUUUAACUGUAUCAGGGAGGUGGCAAAUCGACUUCAAAAAUGAUUAUUUUAGGUAUAAAAACGGAAGGCUGCUUCGCAGCUCUGACAAUAUAACUCUCAAAGAAGAAGAGGAAGGAGUGUGUACUCUGCAUAUUCAAAAUACGGACUUCAGCAACGAGGGGCUUUACCGAUGCGUGGCCGAAAACGCUGCUGGUUCUUCCCAAACUUCGUGUACCGUUAAAAUCUAUUCAACACGUUUAGAGCUAAAACAGCCCUACGCUUUGAAGAAGGACGAAGGGGCCAUACCACAAGUCAUAGAGGCAUUGCAAAACGUAAAGUUUGAGGAAUCACAGACGCUGAAAUUGAGUUGCCGCUUCUCUGGCAGACCUGUGCCACAUAUGGCGUGGUACAAGGACAGUUUGCCGUUAGUACCAAGGGAAGGGAUAAGAACGGAAGAACUUAGCAAUGGUGUUGCGAUACUAACAAUCGCCAAUGCAUCAAGUCUUGAUGCCGGAGGUUACAAAUGUGUUGCGGUGAACGAGUUUGGGUCUGCCACCACGAAGUGUUUGGCAACGUUCGAAACUCCUAAGCGAGUGCGCGAAGUUCCCACUGCCGCAGUUCCUGCUUCUGGUUUCGUUUACCCGUUGCAUGACAUGAGGAUUGUUGAAAAUCAAAACCUAUUAUUGGAAUGCAAAUAUGCUGGUCCAGAGAAUCCGGACUUCGUCUGGUACUUUUACAUGUUGAAAGACGGGGAAGUGUUACCGAUGUCCGACAGAGUGACCAUGACGGUGAAGCCAGACGGCACUGUUCGACUUUUGGUACUGAACGCGGUCAGAGAUGACGAAGGUUUCUAUCGCUGCGUAGCCAAAUCUGGGGGUCGUACCUUGGCCAGCACAAAAGCGACCGUUACUGUGACAGUACGGGCUUUAGCAUCAUUUGAAGCCGUUCCUGUUCCUUCCAGAGAAGUCCGUCAUGGCAAGGCGCCAUACUUUGUGGUGCCUCUCGGAAGAAAACGGCUGGUGCAAGGUCAGGAUCUGUUUUUGACCUGCACAGUCAGUGGUGAUCCAGUAACUUCCACAAAAUGGUGA